Messenger RNA from Penicillium manginii, 1593 nucleotides. Its product is annotated as SMI1/KNR4 family protein. Lineage: Eukaryota; Fungi; Ascomycota; Eurotiomycetes; Eurotiales; Aspergillaceae. Gene Ontology annotation, cellular component: mating projection tip. Bases 1 to 1593 code for a protein of 530 amino acids. Gene Ontology annotation, biological process: cell wall biogenesis; regulation of fungal-type cell wall biogenesis. The record is from RefSeq and is a predicted model, not a curated record. The transcript has 2 exons.
AUGGCGAAUGCUUUCGGUGAUGCAUGGCGCUCUUUUUGGCAUACCAUGACCUCCUAUGACCGUCAUGCCUCCCACGAUUCCCCCUACCGCACCGGCCGACACGUCCCCCUCAGUCAAAGUCGCCAUGACCCUCUCACAUCCAUUGCUACCAGCGCGAUCGAGUCUCGGGCCGACCUAUCUAACCCUUACGAUGAUGAAGCCUCCAAGGGAAUGACAACCGUCAUGGCCAACGAAUUAGACGGUUCCCCGACCGACGUCGGCUCCCCGGGCCGCCCUUACUCGCCCGGCAUGAGAUCGUUCACAUCGCAACAACGGAGAUCAAACGACCAGGAUGGUCCCGGCGAGAUUCAAAUGCAGAGCUUCCAUGACGGCGCGCCUCCACCUCCUCCCGUCGCUCACUCGUGGAGGAAGAUCGAGCGCUGGCUCGAACACAACUAUGAGGAAUUGUUGGAUCAGCUUGGCGAGGGAUGCACCCAGAACGACAUUAACGAAUUAGAACACGAGCUCGACUGCUCUCUACCUUUGGAAGUGCGCGAGUCUCUCAUGAUCCACGAUGGUCAAGAGCGCCCCGGUCUGCCGACGGGUCUUCUUUUCAGCUGCAUGCUCCUGGAUUGCGAGGAGAUCGUACAAGAGCGCACCAACUGGAAGACCGUCAACGAGGAAUAUCUCAGCUCAGCCCAGGUCAACAACGCCCCCAUCUCCAGCUCCGCCGCCGGCCCCUCUUCCUCCGCCGCCCAGCCACCCACAGCCUGGCGAAACGACCUCCUCGACCGCCAAGACUCACAACCCCCAGGCGCCGUGCAAAAGGCCUACGCCCACCCAGCCUGGAUUCCCCUGGCCCGCGAUUGGGGCGGCAACCACCUCGCCAUCGAUCUGGCGCCCGGCCCCGCCGGUAAAUGGGGCCAGGUCAUCAUCUUCGGCCGCGACUACGACUGCAAAUACGUGGUCGCGCGGUCCUGGGCGGCCUUCCUGGCCGUUUUCGCCGACGACCUCUGCAGCGGGAAGACCCUGGUCGACGAGGAGACCAACGAGCUGAAAUUGAAGGAAUUCAAGUCCCAAAACGUCGAACCCCCAUACCUGGAGAUUUUGCGCUGGAGGACCGACCAGAAGUACGGCCGUCGCCAACAACGCCGUCGUGGGCCCGGCCUCGGCACGAAUGCGUCUGGAAAGAGCGCCAGUUCCAAGGAUUCGCCGUACGGUAGCCCGACACGCGCUGAAGAGCGCGGCCGCUCACCGCACCGUUUCCCGAACCGUGGCCCGGCGCAAAGUCCUAAGACUCCGUUCGGUGUGUCGAGCCCGUUGGCCCGUGUUACGGAGACGGAGGAGUCUUCUAGCCCUGUCACCACCGCCGGCCCGACCAUCUCAGAGGAUCCCAAGGAAAAUGGCAAAGAGAAGCAGACACAGCAGCAAACAGAGGAUUUGAUGGAGGUUGCUACGCCGCAGAUUUCCAAUAAGGAGAAUGAGGGGUUCCCCGGCAAGGCCGAGUCGAGCGCGAAGUCGGAGGGCGAGAAGAUCGAAAAGGAGGGCGGGGAUGAGGCUGGUUCGGCUGUUGAUUCGGAGGUCCUGGGGGAAAUGAAGAAUGUGGCUAUUUAA